AUGGCGGGCGGCGCGCGGCUGCUCGGGGUGUCGCUAUUGGUGCUGCUGGCGCAGCUCGGGCCGCAACCCGGCCUGGGGCGGCCGCGAGAGCGACUCCGCGUGCGUUUCACCCCGGCCGUGUGCGGCCUGCGCUGCAUCCAUGGGCCCACCGGCUCCCGCUGUACCCCGACCUGCGCGCCCCGCAACGCCACCAGCGUGGACAGCGGCGCGCCCGGCGGGGCGGCCCCCGGGGGACCCGGCUUCCGCGCCUACCUGUGUCCUUUGAUCUGUCACAACGGUGGUGUGUGCGUGAAGCCCGACCGCUGCCUCUGCCCGCCCGACUUCGCUGGCAAGUUCUGCCAGUUGCACUCGUCGGGUGCCCGGCCUCCAGCCCCGGCCAUGCCAGGCCUCACCCGCUCCGUGUACACGAUGCCACUGGCCAACCACCGCGACGACCAGCACGGCGUGGCGUCCAUGGUGAGCGUGCACGUGGAGCAUCCGCAGGAGGCGUCGGUGGUGGUGCAUCAAGUGGAGCGUGUGUCCGGCCCUUGGGAUGAGGCGGACGCCGAGGCCGUGGCGCGGGCGGAGGCGGCGGCGAGGGCGGAGGCGGCGGCGCCCUACACGGUGCUGGCCCAGAGCGCGCCGCGCGAGGACGGCUACUCGGACGCCUCCGGCUACGGUUACUGCUUUCGGGAGCUGCGCGGAGGCGAAUGCGCGUCGCCGCUGCCCGGGCUCCGGACGCAGGAGGUGUGUUGCGGAGGGGACGGCGCGGCCUGGGGCGUUCACGACUGUCAGCCGUGCUCCCAGCACGUGGGGAACGCCCACCGAAUGGGCACCCCAGAUGGACCUUGCCCAACGGGCUUUGAAAGAGUGAACGGGUCCUGCGAAGAUGUGGACGAGUGCGCGACCGGAGGGCGCUGCCAGCACGGGGAGUGUGCCAACACGCGCGGCGGGUACACGUGCGUGUGCCCCGACGGCUUCCUGCUCGACUCCUCCCGCAGCAGCUGCAUUUCCCAGCACGUGAUCUCAGAGGCCAAGGGACCCUGUUUCCGCGUGCUUCGCGAGGGGGGCUGCUCACUGCCCAUCCUGCGCAACAUUACCAAACAGAUCUGCUGCUGCAGCCGUGUGGGCAAGGCCUGGGGUCGCGACUGCCAGCUCUGCCCACCCUUUGGCUCUGAGGGCUUUCGGGAGAUCUGCCCAGCUGGCCCUGGCUACCACUACUCUGCCUCUGACCUCCGCUACAACACCAGACCCCUGAGCCAGGAGCUCCCUCGCGUGGCCGUCAGCCGGCCACGUGUCCCACCUGCCACUGCUCGGCCAUCCACAGGGGUACUACCCACCUACCGUCCAGAACUCCGGCCAGAGCCUCACCCUGAGCAGCCCAGCCAUGAACGGCCCUUGCCUAGCAUCCCUGCCUGGACUGGUCCUGAGAUAACGGAUUCAGGUGCUGCCCUGGGAAUGUGUCAGCGCAAUCCCCAAGUCUGUGGCCCAGGACGCUGCAUACCCAGGCCCAGCGGCUACACCUGCGCCUGCGACCCAGGCUUCCGGCUCAGCCCCCAGGGCACCCACUGCUUGGACGUGGAUGAAUGUCGCCGUGUGCCCCCGCCAUGUGCCCCCGGGCGCUGUGAGAACACACCGGGCAGCUUCCACUGCGUGUGUGGCCCCGGUUUCCGAGCUGGUCCCAGGGGUGCUGAGUGCCUGGACGUGGACGAAUGCCACCGCGUGCCGCCGCCGUGUGACGGUGGGCGCUGCGAGAACACGCCAGGCAGCUUCCUGUGCGUGUGCCCUGCCGGAUACCAGGCGGCCCCACACGGAGCCGGCUGCCAGGAUGUGGACGAAUGCACCCAGAACCCAGGCCUGUGUGGCCGAGGCGCCUGCACCAACCUGCCUGGCUCUUUCCGCUGUGUGUGCCCGGCUGGCUUCCGGGGCUCGGCAUGCGAGGAGGAUGUGGACGAGUGCGCUCAGGAACCUCCGCCCUGUGGGCCGGGCCGCUGCGACAACACGGCGGGAUCCUACCACUGUGCCUGCCCUGCCGGCUUCCGCUCCCGUGGCCCCGGGGCCCCCUGCCAAGACGUGGAUGAGUGUGCCCGCAGCCCCUCGCCCUGUGCCUACGGUCGAUGCGAGAAUACACACGGCAGUUUCCAGUGCGUCUGCCCCACAGGCUUCCAGGCCAACGCUGCUGGCUCUGCGUGCGAAGAUGUGGAUGAGUGUGAGAACCACCUGGCAUGUCCCGGGCAGGAGUGUGUGAACACACCUGGCUCCUUCCAGUGCAGGGCCUGUCCUGCUGGCCACCAGCUGCACCGUGGCAGGUGCACAGACAUAGAUGAAUGCAGUUCUGGCGCCCCGUGCGGUCCCCACGGCCACUGCACUAACACUGAAGGCUCCUACCGCUGCAGCUGUGCGCCAGGCUACCGGGCACCGGCGGGUCGGCCCGGGCCGUGUGCAGAUAUAAACGAGUGUCUAGAAGGAGACUUCUGCUUCCCUCAUGGCGAGUGCCUCAACACCGACGGCUCCUUCACCUGCACCUGCGCCCCUGGCUACCGACCUGGACCCCGUGGAGCUUCUUGCCUUGACGUGGACGAGUGCAGCGAGGAAGACCUUUGCCAGAGCGGCAUCUGCACCAACACCGAUGGUUCCUUCGAAUGCCUCUGCCCGCCGGGACACCGUGCCAGCCCGGACCUCGCCUCCUGCCUCGACGUGGACGAAUGUCGCGAGCGAGGCCCGGCCUUGUGCGGCUCGCAGCGCUGUGAGAACUCUCCCGGCUCCUACCGCUGUGUCCGGGACUGCGACCCUGGCUACCACGCGGGCCCAGAGGGUACCUGUGAUGAUGUGGACGAGUGCCAGGAGUACGGCCCUGCCAUCUGUGGAGCCCAGCGCUGUGAGAACACCCCAGGGUCCUACCGCUGCACCCCAGCCUGUGACCCCGGCUAUCAGCCCACACCAGGAGGCGGAUGUCAGGAUGUGGACGAAUGCCGGAACCGGUCCUUCUGCGGUGCACACGCCGUGUGCCAGAACCUGCCGGGCUCCUUCCAGUGCCUCUGCGACCAGGGCUAUGAAGGCGCGCGGGACAGGCGCCACUGCGUGGACGUGAAUGAGUGUGAGACGCUGCAGGGGGUGUGUGGAUCCGCCCAAUGUGAGAACGUGGAAGGCUCCUUCCUCUGCGUGUGCCCCAACAGUCCUGAGGAGUUCGACCCCAUGACUGGACGCUGUGUUCCCCCACGGACCGCUGCCGGUUCAUUCCCAGCCUCCCAGCCCCAGGCACCUGAGAGUCCCAGCCUGCCGGCCAGGCCGCCCCCACCAGCCCCGCCCCGGCGGCCCAGCACCCCCAGGCAGGGAGCCGUGAGCAGCGGGCGCCGCGAGUGUUACUUCGACACAGCAGCCCCAGACGCGUGUGACAACAUUCUGGCCCGGAAUGUGACCUGGCAGGAGUGCUGCUGUACCGUGGGCGAGGGCUGGGGCAACGGCUGCCGCAUCCAGCAAUGCCCAGGUCCCGAGACAGCGGAGUACCAGUCACUGUGCCCCCACGGUCGGGGCUACCUGGCACCCAGCGGAGACCUGAGCCUCCGGAGAGACGUGGACGAAUGCCAGCUCUUCCGAGACCAGGUGUGCAAGAGCGGUGUGUGUGUGAACACAGCCCCGGGCUACUCGUGUUACUGCAGCAACGGCUAUUACUACCACACACAGCGGCUGGAAUGCGUUGACAACGACGAGUGCGCGGACGAGGAGCCAGCGUGCGAGGGUGGCCGCUGUGUCAACACCGUGGGCUCCUAUCACUGCACCUGCGAGCCCCCGCUUGUGCUGGACGGCUCGCGGCGCCGCUGCGUCUCCAACGAAAGCCAGAGCCUCGAUGACAACCUGGGGGUGUGCUGGCAGGAAGUGGGGCCUGACCUCGUGUGCAGCCGUCCCCGGCUGGACCGCCAGGCCACCUACACCGAGUGCUGCUGCCUCUACGGGGAGGCCUGGGGCAUGGACUGUGCUUUCUGCCCAGCUCAGGACUCAGAUGACUUUGAGGCGUUGUGCAAUGUGCUGCGGCCGCCGGCCUACGGCCCCCCUCGGCCCGGUGGCUUUGGACUCCCCUAUGAGUAUGGGCCAGACUUAGGGCCGCCUUACCAGGGCCUCCCAUACGGGCCUGAGCUGUACGCACCCGCCGUGCUGCCCUACGACCCCUACCCGCCGCCGCCCGGGCCCUUCGCCCGCCGGGAGGCCCCCUACGGCGCGCCCCCCUUCGACCUGCCCGACUUUGAGGACGACGGGGACCGCUACAGCGAACCCGAGGCUCCGGCGCGCUCCGGUCCGGGCGCAGGCUGGCCCUACCGGUCCCGCGACACCCGCGGCUCCUUCCCGGAGCCUGAGGAGUCAUCGGAGGGCGGAGGCUAUGCAGGUGCCCUGGCCGAGCCCUACGAGGCCCUGGAAGAGGAGGAGUGCGGGAUCCUGGACGGCUGCGACCACGGCCGCUGUGUGCGCGUCCCCGAGGGCUUCACCUGCAACUGCUUCGACGGCUACCGCCUGGACAUCACGCGCAUGGCCUGCGUCGACAUCAACGAGUGCGACGAGGCCGCGGCGGCGUCCCCGCUCUGCAUCAAUGCCCGCUGUGUCAACACCGACGGCUCCUUCCGCUGCGUGUGCCGCCCGGGCUUCGCGCCCACGCACCAGCCGCACCAUUGCGCGCCCGCGCGGCCCCGCGCCUGAGCCGCGCGCCCCAGCUGGCCGUCCCGCUGCGGGUCCCUGGAGAACCGGGACCUGGGCCCUGCGCCCUGCUGCGGGCCCCUG
Ochotona curzoniae (black-lipped pika) is the source of this 4749-nucleotide messenger RNA. RefSeq names its product latent transforming growth factor beta binding protein 4 (gene LTBP4). Gene Ontology annotation, molecular function: calcium ion binding. Lineage: Eukaryota; Metazoa; Chordata; Mammalia; Lagomorpha; Ochotonidae. The transcript has 31 exons. The coding region runs from base 1 to 4668 and encodes 1555 amino acids. The record is from RefSeq and is a predicted model, not a curated record.